CUUUCCCCACAUCUGAGAAGAAAGAAAAGAGGAGACAGGGAAACCGGACAGUUGAGACUGGCACAAAGAUCAUGGCAUCAAUAGAAAUCCAACAGUACGGCACAGAUCUGGUGCAGAUCCCUGUCAAGUCGUUGAGCUCACGGUAUCACCAGAUCUCCAACCUUGGCUCUGGCAGUUUUGGGAUGGUUGCAUUGUACAAGGUCAAAAAUGGAAUUCUGGAUAGUUUGGUGGAAGAGAUGAUGAACUUCCCAGGAACUCUUUUGAGUCCCUCAUCAAUCAAUUAUAAGUAUUCUAACGACCUUGUUGCGAUCAAGACAAUGAACAAGAAGUUGAAAAAGCUCACCGACUACUCAAAGGUUAAGGAGAUUCAGUUCAUAUUCUCUGUAGAUACUCAUUUUAAUCUUGUGCAAAUAAUCGACGUUUUUAUUGACAGAACGUACUUGAAGUUGAACAUUGUGAUGGAAAAUAUGGAUCAAAACUUGUACCAGUUGAUGAAAAUGAGAAAGGGAAAUGUAUUCUCACCAAGAACAUUGAAAAGCAUUCUUUCCCAGUUACUAAGUGCCAUUUUACACAUUCACAAACACCUCUUUUUUCACAGGGAUGUUAAGCCAGAAAAUAUCUUGGUGAUGCAAAAUUUGAAUUUCUUUGGUUCGAGGCAAAACAUCCCUUCAAAUCAGCGUAAUAAUUCUUACAUUAUCAAACUAGCAGACUAUGGUCUUGCCAGACAUUCAAGAAAUGACAAACCUUUUACUGCUUAUGUUUCAACUAGAUGGUAUAGGUCUCCAGAAAUUUUACUAAGACAAGGAUAUUACUCUUUCCCUGUUGACAUCUGGGCCUUCGGGUGUGUCGCUGUCGAAUGUGCAACCUUUUGUCCACUUUUCCCAGGAGCAAACGAGUUAGAUCAAUGCUGUAAAAUCAUGGAGUUUUUGGGUAACCCAAAUAAAUCCUUCCAGCUAUCUGCUCUUCAGAAUAGCAACUACAGCUAUAAUAGUUACAAGACUAACGGUAAUAAUAACAGUUACAAUUAUGGACCAAUGGUGCCUUUUGGUGGAUUCUGGGAUGAUGCGAAAGAUUUAGCGUUGAAGCUAGGUUUAGUAUUUCCAAAAAAUUUUGGUUACAGAUUAGAAAAUGUUAUAAUACGGAAAGAUUUUAGCUUACAUGAAAAGAAAGAUUUUUUCCAAAUGGUCAAGUCAUGUUUGACGUGGGAUCCAAAUAAGAGAGCAACUGCGUUCAGUUUGCUACACUCACCUUAUUUUGAAGAUACAAUGUCUGUCAUGGAG
Molecule: messenger RNA, 1280 nt
Organism: Pichia membranifaciens NRRL Y-2026
Lineage: Eukaryota; Fungi; Ascomycota; Pichiomycetes; Pichiales; Pichiaceae
Exons: 1
Biological process (GO): protein phosphorylation; intracellular signal transduction
Cellular component (GO): cytoplasm; nucleus
Molecular function (GO): ATP binding; protein serine/threonine kinase activity
Source: RefSeq, a predicted model, not a curated record